This is a messenger RNA of Haliotis rufescens (red abalone), 2034 nucleotides long. RefSeq names its product cell wall protein DAN4-like. The transcript is spliced from 4 exons. Lineage: Eukaryota; Metazoa; Mollusca; Gastropoda; Lepetellida; Haliotidae. Bases 1 to 2034 code for a protein of 677 amino acids. The record is from RefSeq and is a predicted model, not a curated record.
AUGGAAGAACGAGAUUUAGGAGGCGCCGGAACACGGCCUACGCCCCCAGGAACAUUAAACAGAACCAUCCCUUCUCCUUACACUACCACAACCAUCCCUUCCACUAACACUACCACAACCAUCCCUUCCACUAACACUACCACAACCAUCUCUUCCACUAACACUACUACACCCAAUCCUUCCACUAACACUCCCACAACCACCCCUUCCACUAACACUACCACAACCAUCUCUUCCACUAACACUACAACAACCAUCCCUUCCACUAACACUACCACAACCACCCCUUCCACUAACACUACCACAACCAUCUCUUCCACAAACACUACCACAACCAUCCCUUCCACUAACACUACCACAACCAUCUCUUCCACAAACACUACCACAACCAUCCCUUCCACUAACACUACCACAACCACCUCUUCCACUAACACUACAACAACCAUCCCUUCCACUAACACUACCACACCCAUCCCUUCCACUAACACUACAACAACCAUCCCUUCCACUUACACUACCACAACCACCCCUUCCACUAACACUACCACAACCAUCUCUUCCACUAACACUACUACAUCCAUCCCUUCCACUAACACUACCACAACCAUCCCUUCCACUAACACUACCACAACCAUCCCUUCCACUAACACUACAACAACCAUCCCUUCCCCUAACACUACUACACCCACCCCUUCCACUAACACUACCACAACCACCCCUUCCACUUACACUACCACAACCAUCCCUUCCCCUAACACUACUACACCCACUCCUUCCACUAACACUACCACAACCACCCCUUCCACUAACACUACCACAACCAUCCCUUCCACUAACACUACCACAACCAUCCCUUCCACUAACACUACCACAACCAUCUCUUCCACUAACACUACAACAACCAUCCCUGACCUCGGUGAGCAGCUGCCUCAGCUGACCUUUGUGAAAGGAAUUCCCUACGAUAUCUUGGACGAGGAUUACUUUGAUGCUCGUCAACAGAACGUGUUGGUCCUGGAUGAUUUCCUGGUCGAAGCAAAGCACGACAAGCGUAUUUCGCGGCUGUUUACUCAAACCUCACAUCACAAGAAUAUAAACAGCAAAUCAAACCGAACUGAACAUAUGGAUCACUUUAUGGCUAUGUAUGAAAAGGUUGCUGAAACACCCUAUGGACAACUCACCAUCGAUCUUAAACCUACCACCAAAGAUAAGGAUCGACUGCAUGUUAACCUCAUAAAUGAGGAAAACAGGAGAACAACAGCACAGUCUGAACCUGAUCUGCAUAGGGAGAAGUUGACUACAACAGAAUCUCUGGAUAGUCCUCUGACACAAGAAGAGAGAUUGCCCCAACAUCAGCUCACUCCAAUUGAAACCGAUUCAGACACGAGUAAUGAGACAUCAUUGACUAUGGCCACGGCUUGCGCAGAUUGCGGGGUGCUGAUAGAUAACAUGCACGAUCUACAGCGACAUAUCAAACACUGGUGUCCGGCCAAUAGCCUUCAACCUAAGAGAAAGCGUGCCAGACUCGAGAGUGAUGACGAUGACAGUGACUUUGACGACCUAGCCUCUUGCCGUAGGAAGUCAACAUUCACAAAUAUGGAAGCCGAGGAGUGGCAAAAUGUAGGCUUACAACGCAUCUGGAAGCAGCUGUACGAUACGUUUCAUGACAAGAUGAAACUGCAGAAAAAACAGUACAAGCGACAGGGACGAAUGCAAGAAUGGAUUGAGAGAAGAUUGAAACUGAGAUGGGAGGAUCUAGUGCGUAGUACUCUCAACAAUGCGAUGGAAUAUACCACGUACUUUAAAGAGGCACCUCUGUUUCAAAACAUGCUAUACAACCUGGGAGACAUGAAUCCUUCCACGGAACAAUCCGUUCUCAAAAAUAAAAUAAAACUCCUCCUAAAACCCAAGAUGAAAGAGAUCCUGCCUUUGAUGGAUAUGCCGGAAAUAGAAAGUGAGACUGAAUCUGAUAGCGUUGCAGAGGAUAACGACGGUGAUGACGAGGAGGAGUAUGAUGAUCGUGAGCAGAACGAUUAG